GGCAUAUUCUCAAAGGCUGACAUGAUGACGGGUGAACUGAUCGACGUGGAAGGCACGAUAGGCAGCACUUUCUGUAUCCUGGGACCGACAAGAAUCCCAUUAAGUUAGUACCAUGGACAGUGUGUUGCACUUUUUAGGUCUCCCAAUUUCCCAUGACUGAAACAGAGGCUUUCUUGGUAUCCUCAUUCCUGUUGUCCUCUCUUGAAUCCAACAAGAACAUAUUCCUUGAGAAACGUCAUGGCCGAAUCUCAUUCCGGAGUGAUGCCCACCGAGACGCCAAUUUCAAAUAAUAGCCUGACGCCACAGACGAAAUGGUCUAUUGCCUUUGUGGUCAUUUACGCCGUGGUGUUUUUUGCCUUUAUUUGCAUACUCGUGCAUAUCUGGUACUUGGCGAUCAAGACACGGUAAGAAACUCUGGAAUCA
Penicilliopsis zonata CBS 506.65 is the source of this 423-nucleotide messenger RNA. RefSeq lists its product as hypothetical. NCBI's taxonomy places the organism in Eukaryota, Fungi, Ascomycota, Eurotiomycetes, Eurotiales, Aspergillaceae. The record is from RefSeq and is a predicted model, not a curated record. The transcript has 2 exons. Bases 238 to 408 code for a protein of 56 amino acids.